AUGCUGAAUUCUCAUCGUGCCACCCUUCUCAUCGUGCUGUUUUUUUCCCCUGCAGUGGACCGCAGUUCGAAGAGGAGACAAGUGAAGCCUUUGGCAGCUUCGCUGCUGGAAGCUUUAGAUUAUGAUAGCUCUGAUGACAGUGAUUUUAAAGUUGGAGAUGCUUCAGAUUCUGAAGGAAGUGGUCAUGGGAGUGAAGAUGCAUCAAAGGACAGUGGUGAAGGUUCCUGUACUGAAUCAGAAGAAAAUAUCUUGGAGGAGGAACCAGCAGAAGUGAAAGUAGAAGAGCAACAGCCAAAAAGCUCCACUGAAGAAGAGGUACCAACAGCAGACAAAGAAGUAAUUAAAACUGAAAAGAAAGAGCAAGAAGAUGAAGAAGAAAAGCCAAAAAAGAAGAAAGAGAAGGAGAAAGCAGCUGAACCGGAUGCUGUGGCUGAUGAGCAAACAAAUGAACCAAAAAAAUGGAAUUUGCGCAGGAACCGACCUCUGCUAGAUUUUGUAUCCAUGGAAGAACUAAACGAUAUGGAUGACUAUGACAGUGAAGAUGACAAUGACUGGCGGCCUACUGCUGAGAAAAAAAAAGGAAAAAAUGCUCUGCGAAAGGAGGGGAGUGAUGGAGAUAAUGAGGAUGAUGAAGAUGAUGGGAGUGGAAGUGAUGAGGAUGACAAUGAUGAGGAAGGUAAUGAAGAAGAUAAUAGCAGCACGGCUAGUGAUGGAGGAUCCAAGAAGAAGAAGAGUAAAGUUCUUAACAGGAAUAAUGCAGAUGAUGAGGAAUUGACAAAUGAUAGCCUGGCUCUUUCACAAAGCAAGAGUAAUGAGGACUCAUUGAUCCUUGAGAAGUCUCAAAAUUGGAGUUCCCAGAAAAUGGACCAUAUUUUGAUUUGUUGCGUUUGUCUUGGAGAUAACAGUGAAGAUGCUGAUGAAAUAAUCCAGUGUGACAACUGUGGAAUAACAGUGCAUGAAGGUUGCUAUGGUGUUGAUGGAGAGAGUGACUCUAUCAUGAGUUCAGCUUCAGAAAAUUCAACAGAGCCUUGGUUUUGUGAUGCAUGCAAAUGUGGUGUCACACCUAGUUGUGAAUUGUGUCCCAACCAGGAUGGGAUCUUCAAGGAGACUGAUGCAGGCAGGUGGGUCCAUAUUGUUUGUGCCCUCUAUGUUCCAGGAGUGGCAUUUGGAGAUAUUGACAAACUACGACCAGUAACACUAACCGAAAUGAAUUAUUCAAAGUACGGUGCAAAGGAAUGCAGUUUUUGUGAAGAUACUCGUUUCGCCAGAACUGGAGUAUGCAUUAGUUGUGACGCCGGGAUGUGCAGAGCUUAUUUCCAUGUGACCUGUGCUCAGAAGGAAGGUCUCCUUUCUGAAGCAGCAGCGGAAGAGGAUAUAGCUGACCCUUUUUUUGCUUAUUGUAAACAGCAUGCAGACAGAUUAGACAGAAAAUGGAAGCGGAAGAACUACUUGGCAUUGCAGUCUUACUGUAAAAUGUCCUUGCAGGAAAGAGAAAAGCAACUUUCACCAGAAGCUCAGGCUCGAAUCAAUGCCAGGCUACAGCAGUACCGUGCCAAGGCAGAGCUGGCUCGCACCACCAGGCCACAGGCCUGGGUUCCCAGGGAGAAGCUGCCCCGACCCCUUACUAGCAGUGCUUCAGCUAUACGUAAGCUUAUGCGCAAAGCUGAGUUAAUGGGAAUUAGUACUGACAUUUUUCCAGUGGAUACUUCAGAUACGAGUUCCAGUGUUGAUGGAAGAAGAAAACAUAAACAACCAGCUCUCACUGCUGAUUUUGUGAAUUAUUACCUUGAGAGAAAUAUGCGCAUGAUUCAAAUCCAGGAGAAUAUGGCUGAACAGAAGAAUAUCAAGGAUAAAUUAGAAAACGAGCAAGAAAAACUUCAUGUGGAGUAUAAUAAGCUGUGCGAGUCUUUGGAAGAGCUACAAAAUAUGAAUGGAAAAUUGCGAAAUGAAGGGCAAGGCAUUUGGGCUCUGCUGGGUAGAAUCAUUGGACAGAAAUUGAACAUCCCAGCAAUUUUACGGGCUCCUAAGGAAAGGAAACCAAGUAAAAAGGAAGGAGGAACACAAAAGACAUCUACACUUCCGGCCGUACUUUAUAGUUGUGGAAUUUGCAAGAAGAACCAUGAUCAACACCUACUGCUACUGUGUGAUACUUGUAAACUCCAUUAUCAUCUUGGUUGCCUGGAUCCACCUCUUACAAGGAUGCCAAGGAAGACCAAGAACAGUUACUGGCAAUGCUCAGAGUGUGACCAGGCAGGUAGCAGUGACAUGGAGGCUGAUAUCGCCAUGGAAACCUUGCCAGAUGGGACCAAAAGAUCAAGGAGGCAGAUUAAGGAACCAGUGAAAUUUGUUCCUCAGGAUGUGCCAACAGAACCGAAGAAAAUUCCAAUCAGAAACACGAGAACUAGAGGACGAAAACGAAGCUUCGUGCCUGAAGAAGAAAAACCUGAGGAACGGAUUCCCAGAGAAAGAAGACAACGACAGUCUGUUCUGCAAAAGAAGCCCAAGUCAGAGGAUUUAAGGACUGAGUGUGCUACAUGCAAAGGGACUGGAGACAAUGAAAAUCUAGUCAGGUGUGAUGAGUGCAGGCUUUGCUACCAUUUUGGCUGUCUAGACCCUCCCUUAAAAAAGUCUCCUAAACAGACUGGCUAUGGAUGGAUUUGUCAGGAAUGUGACUCUACAUCCUCCAAA
This is a messenger RNA of Acanthisitta chloris (rifleman), 2688 nucleotides long. RefSeq names its product PHD finger protein 14 (gene PHF14). The record is from RefSeq and is a predicted model, not a curated record. The annotation marks the transcript as partial. Gene Ontology annotation, biological process: regulation of transcription by RNA polymerase II. The transcript is spliced from 16 exons. NCBI's taxonomy places the organism in Eukaryota, Metazoa, Chordata, Aves, Passeriformes, Acanthisittidae.